This is a messenger RNA of Neltuma alba, 432 nucleotides long. RefSeq lists its product as uncharacterized. The transcript has a single exon. The record is from RefSeq and is a predicted model, not a curated record. The coding region runs from base 1 to 432 and encodes 143 amino acids. NCBI's taxonomy places the organism in Eukaryota, Viridiplantae, Streptophyta, Magnoliopsida, Fabales, Fabaceae. Gene Ontology annotation, molecular function: nucleic acid binding; RNA-DNA hybrid ribonuclease activity.
AUGGGAGGCCUGGUCAGAGACAUUGCAGUUAGAUGGCGUAUAGGAUUUCAGAGACGACUAGGAUUCCACCCACCGACACAGGCAGAACUGAUGGCCUUGCUAACGGGUCUGCAGAUGUGUAAACAGCAAGGAUUCAGCAAGAUCAUGGUCUUCACUGAUUCUAUAGAAGCUAUUAGAUUGGUCGAAACUGAAGGAGGGGCAAAUCACUUUUUGCAUACUGAGAUAACAGAGAUCAGAGAACAUAUCUACUCAGAUUGGGACAUUAGCAUCAAAUAUGCACGAAGGAGUGCACUCCAAUGUGCAGAUAUGAUGGCCAAAAAGGCACAAGUCAUACAUGAAGAAAUGAUUUAUUGGCAAAGGCCCCCACGGGAGUGCUUAUCUCAACUGCAGGAUGAUAUGGCAUUAGCCACUAUAUCCGCCUCAAACUUCUAA